UCUAAGUGAACAUGGCCCAAUAAAAGUAAAAAGGAAGAACGUUGUUUUCUGGUAAAUGUAGCAAGAUUAAGGUUUUUUUUUUUCAACCGUUAAAUUAUUUCGAUGUAUCGAUGGAUACAUUAAAAAGGAACUCAGCAUUUUGUCCGGAUUGCGGAUCUAUUCUACCACCGCUACGGGAAACUGGCGGCAUAAUGUGCUACGCUUGUUCUAGGUUAUUCGAUCCCGAGUCUCUUUUUGAUAAAGGGUUGACGGUCGAUUACGUUGUCCAUUUCAAUACCAGAUCGACCAAGUCACAGGUAGUAAAUAAUAAGGAAUCAAACACUGGUGAGGAAGGUCCAGUGGUAGAUAGGAAAUGUCCGAGAUGUGGAAACGAGAAGAUGUCUUACGCGACACUUCAGUUGCGUUCGGCCGACGAAGGCCAAACGGUUUUUUACACCUGUACCAAAUGUGAAUAUAAGGAAAGCGAAAAUUCCUAAUCCUGCAAAUGGCCAUUGUAUUGUGUAUUUUCCAAAUUUGUAUAGGCAAAAUAAAAGUAAUUUCAGCACGAAAUAGAAUCUAUAAAUCUGCGUAAUAGCAAUAGCCUAUAGGGCAAUUGUUGAUAGGGACUUAUGCGCAUCUUUUAUUGGCAUUGUUCUGCCUUAUCCCCAUAUCAAGGUU
Molecule: messenger RNA, 657 nt
Organism: Cylas formicarius (sweet potato weevil)
Lineage: Eukaryota; Metazoa; Arthropoda; Insecta; Coleoptera; Brentidae
Gene: RpI12
Product: DNA-directed RNA polymerase I subunit RPA12
Exons: 2
Coding region: 111-476 (121 amino acids)
Biological process (GO): DNA-templated transcription; termination of RNA polymerase I transcription
Cellular component (GO): RNA polymerase I complex
Molecular function (GO): DNA-directed RNA polymerase activity; zinc ion binding; nucleic acid binding
Source: RefSeq, a predicted model, not a curated record